Messenger RNA from Odontomachus brunneus, 2570 nucleotides. RefSeq names its product venom allergen 5-like. Gene Ontology annotation, cellular component: extracellular region. NCBI's taxonomy places the organism in Eukaryota, Metazoa, Arthropoda, Insecta, Hymenoptera, Formicidae. The transcript has 8 exons. The record is from RefSeq and is a predicted model, not a curated record. Bases 177 to 1943 code for a protein of 588 amino acids.
UUUAGCAAUAAAUCUUCGUAGUCCGUUAUAUUUUCAAAUAUAAUUCAGUUUGCCAACAAUAUCUGAAACACACAGGACAGUUUGUAAAUACCUUCUCAGUGUUCUGCGAACAGUCGCUAACUAUAUAUUUAGUCUGUACAUUACCUGUUAUUGUCAGUUAAACAAAAUAUAUCGUCAUGGAGGAUGGGAUAAAAAAUAUUAAUUUCAUAAUGGAAUAUCAUGAAGAGUGCAAGCCUAAAAAUUAUAAUAAUUUUUUCCAUCCAAACGUUUGUCACGUUUGCAAAAAGACAAAUAAUGGCAAUUUAAUACCAUGUAAUAAAUGCCACAUGAUCUUUUACUGUAACGACGAACAUAAACAAGAGCACGAGUUGCAGCACUUGGAGAUUUGCCCAUCUUUAGCACAAUAUUUAAAAGAGAAGGAAGAAUGGGGCACUCAUCGUUUUUCCAUAUCAGAAUGGAUCCAGUCAAGACAAGAAUUUCUUUGCACAGUAAAGUAUUCGAUGCCACGUAAACUAAAGUCAUACGAAGAGCAGAUGAUCAUUUUCGCAAAAUCGUGCAUCUACUGUCAUCUGCAAAUUGAUUUGAUCACUUGCCGAAUAUGCUAUUCCGACAACUAUUGUGUAGAUCAUGUGAAAGAGUUUAAAAGCCAACAUCAGUCAAAAUGCAAGACAUUAAUGUUAUGUCUCAACCAAGAUAUCAGAAAUCUCAAUUUUAAUUCAUUUACAGAAAAAUUCAUUAGUUUUUCUUGGGCAUCACCUAUUCUCGACAUGAAGACAUUCAUUCAACAAUAUGUGCGAUCACCUGAACUAAGAAACAUAGAGCAGUUUAUAAGAGAUGAUUACCUUUAUUCUGAUUACGUUUCAGGACCGCUCACGCUCUAUUAUGGUAUGAAGGAUGCUGGUUUAAUAAAUCCUUCAAUCAUAUCAAAAGCUACAUACGUUGUUCAUAUAAUAACAGAAAACAAUCUUGAUUUAGUAUAUGUAGAAGCAUGGCAUCUUAUGCUGCAUUGUAUACGUUCUAUAAAGAAGCUGAUAAUUAUACUGGUAGGAUCAGAAUUAUUGAACGCAAGUAAGGAUGUCCAAUUUUGCUCUAAGUGCUCACAUCACAAACAAAAGCUUUAUUUCGAAUCUUAUGGCAUGUUAUAUAUGGAAUAUAUGAAUAGCAUACAGUAUAAGGAAGCGGAUGUGGUUAUGGCAAGCCAUGUAGAUUUUAGUAAUCAAGUAAUAUGGCCGGUAGACUUACUAAAAUCACGGAUUAGAAACUAUCCAUGGAUUUUAACCACUAAAUCAGAAAGAAAAUCAAGAGAGAAUAUCUGUUUCAUAGAGAAAAUUUUAGGGUCCGGUGGUAUAUCGUGCGAGGAGAAGCAGAUUAUCUUGGACGAGCACAAUCGAUUGAGGCAACUAGUGGCGCUGGGACAAAUACACGGCCAACCCAGCGCGGCGAACAUGAUGGAGAUGAUAUGGGACGAUGAACUCGCCGCUAUAGCGCAAAGAUGGGCGGAUCGUUGCGCCGAAUCACAUGACAGUCUAAGAAACGUCCGCAGGUUCGCGGUAGGACAGAACAUCGCUCGCACAUGGACGACCAGGCCCCCGGGACCUUACGACGGCGAGCCGAGUUGGCGACGACAAAUUUCUAGUUGGUUCAACGAAGUGCAGUACUACCACACGGGCUACAGCAAAGCCACCGGACAUUAUACACAGCUGGUGUGGGGCGACACCUUCCUGCUGGGAUGCGGAUACUCAUUCUACUACGACCCGGCUCGCGGCUACACCAAGAAUUACGUAUGCAACUACGGGCCGAGCGGCAACGUGCUCGGCUAUCAACCUUACAAAUCGGGCCAGCCAGCGUGCGGCAGUUACGGAAUGUCCUACAGCAACAGAUAUGCCGGACUAUGUUCGCGUGGAAGUUAUUAUCACCUGGGAGCGCUUUGUGUAUACGGCUAGGCACACCGUUACAAGGUGCGAGUAUUCGCGAAGAACAUCGCCGGUUUCGGGACAAGCCGUGCCGGGAGAGCUCCCGGAGCUUGUCCGUCGCUUCUUUCCCGGUGCUGCUGAGGGAUCCUCUUCAUCCGGAGCACACACGCCAAAUCACGAUGUCGCGCAACUGUUGCCCACGCACGCCUCGUAAAUCGAGGGUUGCCGCCGCGGUUGUGUGAAACGCGCGGAGACUUUUGUCAGUUCAUUUAUACAGCCUCGCCAGAGCCAGCUGCGCAAAGUAGUUCUGUCUAGAGAGAGAAAAAGAGGGAAAAGAGAAACGCACGUACGAGAGAGUUCGCGAGACGAUGAUCAGGGAACACGGCGGUCUUCCUUAUCUGUUUGUUCUAGUUCAAUCCGUCUAGUCUACUCAUAGUUGAUAGAAAUUAGCGAUUAAGAGGAAGCGCAACAGUUAUCGAGUUUCGUGCUAAUGCUCCCUCUGUUGUGAGAACGAGGAUAGAUAGAGCGUUCGAGAUUAGUUCAGAUUAUUCUAACAUGUUAAACGUAAUGAUAUCGACAAUGUAUCGACAACCACUGUAGACAUUCUGUAUAAAAACAAAUACACUGAGCUUCAAUAAAGCCUUAACAUUCAUUAGA